Molecule: messenger RNA, 5186 nt
Organism: Anopheles cruzii
Lineage: Eukaryota; Metazoa; Arthropoda; Insecta; Diptera; Culicidae
Gene: bel
Product: ATP-dependent RNA helicase bel
Exons: 4
Coding region: 646-3228 (860 amino acids)
Biological process (GO): gamete generation; cell differentiation
Cellular component (GO): P granule; nucleus
Molecular function (GO): RNA binding; RNA helicase activity; ATP binding
Source: RefSeq, a predicted model, not a curated record
UCCGAACAGUGGAAAAGAACGGUAACGUCGUAUCCGUUUUGUUCGAGCAAAAUCGUGCGUUAAACUGUGCUGAGCCUCAGCGGAAGUGCUUUCAACGUGCUGGUCAACGUUUUCGCUACGGCGACGGGGUGUUUGCAGAGACUGUCGGUGUGCGGAUAAGGCGACUAGUACAUCGCGUAUCCUUCGACAGCACGGGCAAAAAGGAGAAAAGGCAGCAGCAGCAGCAGCAGCAGGCACAGCAGUCAGCGUCUGUCAGUGUGUGCGUGCCCGUCGGUGUGAGUGUAUCUCUGUGUUGUAAUCGCAUCGCGUCUGUGCGCGCUGAUCAAGAGGAAGAUCAGCCAUCGUGUGAAACGCACAUAAUUCGCGGCCGAACAAAAGGCAUAUUACAGAAGCGAGAGUGAAAUUCCUGCUUUCGUGGAAAAUUACUGUGAACUUAUUGUGCUUCGAGACAACCGUGUGCAGUUAAAUUGGAAAAAGACGCAGUCACUUCGGGACAAACAGAAACUUUAUACCCACUUUCUCGAUCGUCGGUGUACGCAUAACCAUUUGCAGCACCAGCUCUCCACUGUAGAAGGUGGUCUUUCUUUCGUCCCUAAACCAACGGUGGAAGAAACGCAACAAAAUCAUACGCACGCUCAUUGUAAUAUGAGUAAUGCUAUUAACCAAAAUGGUACAGGUCUAGAGCAGCAGUUUGCUGGUCUGGACUUGCAGCAGCAGCAGCUAGGCGGUGGUGGCGGCAUUCAAGAAUCUGGCAACCAAAAGUUUGCUGCCGCGCGCUACAUUCCGCCGCAGAUGCGAGAAUGUUCUGAUGGUGGCGGCGAGUUUCUACCUGAUUCCGGUGCCGGCUCCGGAGCUCUAGGUGGCGGUGGUGGUGGCGGCGGCGGCGGUGGCAGACGCGGUUACGGCGACUCGAAUCGCAAUCGCGGCGGUGGCGACUUCGGACGCUACAACGAUCGCGACAACUUUAACCGGGGCGGAGACUACAAUAGGCGCAGCGGCGGCGGCGGCGGUGGCGGUGGUCGCUAUCAGAACGAUCGUCGUGGCGGUGACUUCGGCAACUAUGGGCGUGGCGGUGGCGACCGGGGCUACAAUGGUGGCGGCGGCGGCUACUCGGGAGGAGGCUAUCAGAAUGGUGACGGUUACGGAGGUGAUCGGCGCGGAGGGGACAACUGGCCGGCGUACGGUGGUGGUGGCGGUCGUGGCGGUGCGCCCGGUGGAGGGCCACCUGGUGCCGGUGGCCGUGAUCGGGGCAUGGACGGUGCUGCCCCACCGAUCACCGGCAACGAUCGCUGGCCCGAGCCGGAAACGGCGGGACAGCAGCAGCAGCAGCAACAGCAGUCAUCGCCGCAGCCACCGAUCGCUGGUGGGGACGGCGGCGGUGGCAGCAAUGGCCGCGGAUUCUACGACCGAGGAUCGAACGGCGGUGGCGGCGGCGGCGGAGGAGCGCCUGGCGGCGGUGGAGGACGCUGGCCGACGACCGAUCGACGAGAUGGUGGACGUGACGGACGCGGAGGCGGCGGCGGUGGCACUGGCGGCGGAAUGGGCCGCGGUCAGGUGGACUACACACAGCUCACGGAGCGCGACGAGCGGAUGGAGGGGGAGCUGUUCAAACACGGCAACACCGGUAUCAAUUUCAGCAAGUACGAAGAUAUUCCCGUGGAGGCGACGGGUGACGAUGUGCCGGGCCACAUCAACACGUUCGACGACAUUGAGCUGACAGAGAUCAUCGACAACAACGUGAAGCUGGCGCGCUACGACAAGCCGACGCCGGUGCAGAAGUACGCGAUCCCGAUCAUUCUGGCCGGGCGCGAUCUGAUGGCGUGCGCCCAGACCGGGUCGGGCAAGACGGCCGCCUUCCUGCUGCCGAUCCUGAACCAGAUGUACAAGCACGGGGUCUCGCAGCCGCCCCCGAACCGGCCGGUGAACCGGCGCAAGCAGUACCCGCUCGGGUUGGUGCUGGCACCGACGCGCGAGCUCGCGACGCAGAUCUUCGAGGAGUCGAAGAAGUUCUGCUACCGCUCGCGCAUGCGCCCCGCCGUCCUGUACGGGGGCAACAACACGCACGAGCAGAUGCGUGAGCUGGACCGCGGCUGCCACCUGAUCGUGGCCACGCCCGGCCGGCUGGAGGACAUGAUUACGCGCGGCAAGGUCGGUCUGGACAACAUCCGGUUCCUGGUGCUGGACGAGGCCGACCGGAUGCUGGACAUGGGCUUCGAGCCGCAAAUCCGGCGCAUCGUCGAGGACAGCAAGAUGCCGGUGACGGGCGAGCGGCAGACGCUCAUGUUUUCGGCCACCUUCCCGAAGGCGAUCCAGGAACUGGCCAGUGACUUCCUGUACCGCUACAUCUUCCUGGCGGUCGGGCGCGUCGGUUCGACCUCGGUCAACAUCACGCAGACGAUCUUCUGGGUGGAGGAGAACAUCAAGCGCUCGCACCUGCUCGACCUGCUGUCGACCAUCACGGUGCAGAACGAGGCCGACCCGGCGAACAGCCUGACGCUGAUUUUCGUCGAGACGAAGAAGGCGGCCGACUCGCUGGAGGAGUUCCUGUACGGGUACGACUAUCCGGUCACCAGCAUCCACGGCGAUCGCACGCAGGACGAGCGCGAGGAGGCCCUGCGGCUGUUCCGGUGCGGCCGCUGCCCGAUUCUGGUGGCGACGGCCGUGGCGGCCCGCGGUCUGGACAUUCCGAACGUGAAGCACGUCAUCAACUUCGAUCUGCCGUCCGAGGUGGAGGAGUACGUGCACCGCAUCGGGCGUACCGGGCGCAUGGGUAACCUCGGUACGGCCACCUCGUUCUUCAACGAGAAAAACCGCAACGUGGCGAACGGCUUGGUGCGGCUGCUGGCCGAAACGGGACAGGACAUUCCCGGCUUCCUGGAGGACAUGACCUCGGGCCGCGGGUACGGGGGCGGAAGUCGCCGCGGUGGUGGCGGCAGCCGCUACGGAGGAGGAGCGGCCCGCAGCGGUGGCUCCUCGUUCGGCUCGCGAGAUUACCGUCAGACGAACCCCACGCGUCCGAGUGCCGGAUCGCGCGAUCAUCGUCCGGCCGGUGGUGGUGGCGGUGGCGGCGGUGCCGUAUCGCGUGGCUACGGUGGUGCUGGUGGUGGUGGCGGUUAUGGCGAUCGUGAUGAUGGCUACGGACGCAAUGGCAUGGGCGGCGGCAACUACGGUGGAAGCUACAGCAACAACGACAGCAACAGUGUCGAUUGGUGGGGUGACGGCCACUGAAAUCGCCUGGCGAGCAGCACUGCUUCCGGCGCGGUGCGCGCCCCGGAGCCAACGACCGACAGUGCAGUAACAGUAACAACUACUACAGAAUGCUAAACUCUAGUACUAAUAAUUGUAGCCUCCCACACCCGCGCGCAACCACAUACACGCAAAUACACGUACAAAACACACACAUCCACACAGACACACAGACACACCUUCCCGCGCCACUCAAGCACCUCCGGGUAAUCCGCCACGACGACACCGGGCAAAGACGAAUGAUGGUGGCCAAUGUCGACGACGAUGUAAAAGAAAAAGCAGUCGGAGAAGAAUGUAAUGCGACAAAAAUAAUAUCUAAACUCUUCUCAAAUGAACAGAGAAAAACAGAACCGCUCGGCUCGCGAUACGUAACCCGCCCCGGCGGGCCAAGAUCAAUGAAGUGAAGCACCUUUUACUAGAUCUUUGCGUGUAACUAGGUGACAUCAUACAUUUACAGAGAGAGAGAGAGAGAGCCCGACGACGCGGCGCUACGCUACGAGAUCAGUAUAUGCAAAUGUCAUCUCCCGACGAUGGCCACCGAGCAGUGAUGGGAUGGGGCGAAACAGAUAGAUUUAAAGGAGAAAUGUGGCGCGUGCGCCCCCCUCAUUUCCAUGAUUUACAAGACCGUCAACCAGUACAGUAAGGGCUUAGUGUAGUAACUGCUGCGCGCGGAUCUGUCACAACAAAAUGGAAGACGACGACGACGGAUAAAGGAAACUGGAUUAAUUCCCCCCCCCCGGUAGUAUAUUAUUGCUGUCUCACUCGUAGGGUACGAAAAGAGAGAAAGAAUGAGAGAGAGCAGAGGUAAAAACACUGAAAGAACGAACGACGACGAACGGCCACUAGGUUUGAAUGUGCCGCUUGGAACGGUUUGGGGCAGCACCACCAACACGCACCAACGUGUUUGUUGAGCGGAAGCAGGACUCUCCGUUUCACAACAGUCCGUUGAUAGUAUACGCCAGCAGAGGCGCCAAGCAAAGUGAUAGCGAAUGUGCGAUCGCGGUAAUCGGCCACACUCUGGUGGCUUGGCCCGUCAAGCGAUCAAAACGCCGAUUGAAAAUGAAUCGAGAGAAUCAGACUUAAUUGCUGUGUGUGUGAGAAGAAAAUGUAGGAACGCGACAGAGAUCGCCCGACGCGUGUGUGAUCUAUCAACGUGCACGCGAAACGCAAGUGCUCCGGAAAUCGGCCGAUUUCCGAACACCACUGCUCCAAUCGCCAAUAUCGUCGUUCACUGAAGUGUGUGUGUGUGUGUGUGUCGGUGGUAUCGAAUCUGAGUUCCGAAGAAGAAAUCGUAAAUAAAACUCGUUCAAACCGCGAAGGCUUAGCAUUAUUUUGCGUUGUGGCCGAGAGAGAGAGAGAGAGAUCAAGUCACGCGGAUAAAGGUGCACCGUGUUUUCCCACGUACACAACCCACUAUACCCAGACACUCGCGCCACUGCGAAGGCGCUCCCACACACCGAUGGCAACAGCAUAGGAAAAUGAAAUAAAAAAUGACCAUAGCACACAGGGGAAGCUAUCCUUCUCCUCUAUAUCUCUCUCUCAAAGGGUUGUCCUUUCGUCGUGUGACCCGUCGUGGGGAUCCAAUCUGCCAAUGCACCAAUGAGAUAGUAGCUGUGUGUAAAUCUCGUGACCCACAAAAUCGGAAGGAAUCGAAAGGGAAUCCAACAGCGUACGGAUCCGAUUGCGGAUGAUGCACGGCGCAAAUUAAAAUACGAUCCACACGGACGAGUUAGAGCUACGAAGAGUGGGGGCUACGGCGCAUGGGAGUAGGGCAAAGAUCACCGCACGGCGUGUGCUAUAGGUCACCGGUACACCAGCAAAACUGUAGCGAGGACGCGCGCAUGGUCAUGUCUUAUGAUGAUGGAUGAUCUAACUCGUAGCGGCGUACGGGGCGGUUGGGUAUGGAAUGAUGAUAACAAAUAAAGAGAUUGCGUAUGGCU